AGCGAGGGCGGCGGGCGUCCGGCUGCGAGCGCGGCGGCUCCGGGCUGGGCCAGCCAGGGGCGGCUCCGGGCGGCAGUGCGGCCGAGCGCUCGGUUCUACGGUUUCAGCCCGUGGUCUCCGUCCCGACGCCUGCGCCGCGCACUCGGCGUCCCGGCUCGGACCCCGGCGCCCAACCCGUGGCCGUAACCUUGAGGCGGCGGCGGGGCCGGGCCGGGCCGGGCUGGGGGGCGGCGGCACUGGAUCCGAGGCCGGCCGGCCGCUGGCGGGAGAUGUCGAACCCCGGGACCCGUAGGAACGGCUCCAGCAUCAAGAUCCGUCUGACAGUACUGUGUGCCAAGAACCUUGCAAAGAAAGACUUCUUCAGACUCCCUGACCCCUUCGCCAAGAUUGUUGUGGACGGCUCCGGGCAGUGCCACUCAACCGACACGGUGAAAAACACCCUGGACCCAAAGUGGAACCAGCACUAUGACCUGUACGUUGGGAAAACCGACUCUAUAACCAUCAGUGUGUGGAACCACAAGAAGAUCCACAAGAAGCAGGGCGCUGGCUUCCUGGGCUGCGUGCGCCUGCUCUCCAACGCCAUCAGCAGAUUGAAGGAUACUGGCUACCAGCGUUUGGAUCUAUGCAAACUAAACCCCUCAGAUACUGAUGCAGUUCGUGGCCAAAUAGUGGUCAGUUUACAGACCCGAGACAGAAUAGGCGGUGGAGGGUCGGUGGUGGACUGCAGAGGACUGCUGGAAAACGAAGGAACAGUGUAUGAAGACUCGGGUCCUGGAAGGCCACUCAGCUGCCUCAUGGAGGAACCUGCCCCGUAUACAGAUGGUACCGGUGCAGCCGCGGGAGGUGGGAACUGCAGGUUUGUGGAGUCUCCAAGUCAAGAUCAGAGACUCCUGGUACAGCGACUCCGAAAUCCUGAGGUUCGAGGGUCCCUCCAGACGCCCCAGAACCGACCACAUGGCCACCAGUCACCGGAGCUGCCUGAAGGUUACGAGCAAAGGACAACAGUGCAGGGACAAGUUUACUUUUUGCACACACAGACUGGAGUCAGCACAUGGCACGACCCCAGGAUCCCCAGAGACCUUAACAGUGUGAACUGCGAUGAACUCGGGCCACUACCUCCAGGCUGGGAAGUCAGAAGCACAGUGUCGGGAAGAAUCUAUUUUGUAGAUCACAAUAAUAGGACCACCCAGUUUACAGAUCCACGGCUUCACCACAUCAUGAAUCACCAGUGCCAACUCAAGGAGCCCAGCCAGCCGCUGCAGUUGCCCAGUGAGGGCUCCGUGGAGGACGAGGAGCUUCCUGCCCAGAGAUAUGAGAGAGACUUAGUCCAGAAGCUUAAAGUUCUCAGACAUGAGCUCUCUCUUCAGCAGCCCCAAGCUGGUCAUUGUCGCAUAGAAGUUUCCAGAGAAGAAAUAUUUGAGGAGUCUUAUCGCCAGAUCAUGAAGAUGCGGCCAAAAGACCUGAAGAAGCGCCUGAUGGUGAAGUUCCGAGGGGAGGAAGGUUUGGACUAUGGUGGAGUGGCUCGGGAGUGGCUGUAUUUGUUGUGCCAUGAAAUGCUGAAUCCGUAUUAUGGACUCUUCCAGUAUUCCACGGACAAUAUUUACACACUGCAAAUCAACCCCGACUCUUCUAUCAACCCUGACCAUCUGUCUUACUUCCACUUUGUGGGUCGCAUCAUGGGUCUGGCUGUGUUCCACGGACACUACAUAAACGGGGGCUUCACAGUUCCAUUCUACAAGCAGCUCCUGGGAAAACCCAUCCAGCUGUCGGACCUGGAGUCAGUGGACCCAGAGCUGCAUAAGAGCUUGGUGUGGAUUCUAGAGAACGACAUCACGCCAGUGCUGGAUCAUACCUUCUGUGUGGAGCACAAUGCUUUUGGGCGGAUUCUUCAGCAUGAACUGAAACCCAAUGGCAGAAAUGUGCCCGUCACUGAGGAGAACAAGAAGGAAUAUGUCCGGCUGUAUGUGAACUGGAGGUUUAUGAGAGGAAUUGAAGCCCAGUUUUUAGCGCUUCAGAAAGGCUUUAACGAGCUCAUUCCCCAGCACUUACUGAAGCCCUUUGACCAGAAGGAACUAGAGUUGAUAAUAGGUGGGCUGGACAAGAUAGACCUGAAUGACUGGAAGUCCAACACGAGGCUGAAGCACUGUGUGGCAGACAGCAACAUCGUCAGGUGGUUCUGGCAGGCAGUGGAGACCUUCGAUGAGGAGAGGAGAGCCAGACUUCUGCAGUUUGUGACAGGAUCCACAAGAGUUCCUCUCCAAGGCUUCAAGGCUCUGCAAGGCUCUACAGGCGCGGCAGGGCCCCGACUGUUCACCAUCCACCUGAUAGACGCCAAUACAGACAACCUACCCAAGGCCCAUACCUGCUUUAAUCGGAUCGACAUCCCGCCCUAUGAGUCCUAUGAGAAGCUCUAUGAGAAGCUGCUGACAGCGGUGGAGGAGACCUGUGGCUUUGCCGUGGAGUGAAGAGCAGCCAGUGGCCACAGAGUCGCUCACAACCACCAGACCCAAAGCAUAUGGCGUCUGCACGCCUCCCGCAUGGCGGGCUGAGGCCUGAGAUUCCAGAAACCGAGGGAAAAGGCUCGUCUCCCUCCUCCUUUGGAGAGGGCAGACCAGGGGACUUUGAUAGGUGGCUCCCACCAAUUUAUUUCUCCUUUAUUAUAGUUCACCCACCCCUCCAUCACCCAUCCAAUAAAACGCAGCCGGGUUUGCCCUCAGCCUCCUUGGCAUGGUGGGGAGGCUGUGGUUCUCCAGGAGCAUCGGCCCAUGGUCAGGACCAAGUGGGCCCUGAGGGGGUUUGUGUGGUCUCUGUACGAGCCUCCCCUCUGAUUGUAGCCUCAAAGCCCCUUUUCAGGUUCAGCAACUGCCGAUAGCUUACUGAGCUCAAAUUCCAGAGGCGUCACAGGCUCGGGCCUGUUCAGGUAGCAGCAGUUCAGGUGGAUUUCUAAGCAGGAGAUAAAGGCACAGAGUAUGCUUGCUGGAGCUCCACCAUGGCAGGACACACGAGGCAAAAUGGUCCCCUUGAGAGGGAAAGGAAUUGCAGCAGCCUUCACUGGAAGCCCGGGGGCUUUUUUCACAGUAUCCUGGCUGAAAAGGAGGUUUGCACAGGGGGGGAAAAUCUUUAAAAGUACAAUUUGCUGUGUUCUCUACCCAGUUUGAAGCAAAGAAUAACCAACACCAGCCUCAGACCCCCCGGGUCCAGCUCUGCUCCUGUGCCUGGGGAUCCAGAAGGCUCCUGCCUGUCUUGAAAUGGACUUUUAUAUGGGGAUUGCUAAGAGCUAAACUAACAGAACAAUUUUGUCACCACAGCCACUGGAUGGAACAGCAGCAGAGGCCGCUGACCUGGGGUCCCCCUAGGCAGCGCCCCAGGGUUGGUGCUGUGCACAAAGCAGGGUGUGAUGGAGCACGUGGCAACAGGGUGGGGGCUUUACCUCCCUCAUGGCCCUCCUCCCCAGUAGCAGCCGUGAUGCUGACAGUUGGACUCAACUUGCUCAGUUUUUGUCUUCUGAUGAGCAACGCCAAAGCCAGCCUAGCAUCUCUAGCGCCACCUCCAGUCUGCACAAGGGUUCACAGGCGGGACUCUUGCAGCAGAGCUGCUGGAUUCAGGCAGAGCAGCUGCCAGGUUUCCAUUUGUAGUUUUGUUGUUUUUGUUUGUGGUGGGAGUGAGAACAGGGUAAUUCAUUAGCAAGACAUUUCAUUGGUACCAGGGUUCGGGUUCAGCCGCGAGUUCAGUUGUGUGGGGCAUGAUCGGGAAGGUCCUGUGGGGAUACCAGCUUUUGUUCUUUCUGUUGCUUCCCCUUAGACUGGGGAUAGGGAAGUCUUCCCUUCUGUUCCUGCUGCUUCUGUCCAGUGUGGUCUGGAAGCAUUGGUGAGGUGAUGCGGGAGGUGGAUUCAUAGGUCACAUACACCCCUAACCCACGAGGUGUGUCCAGCUUGGCCACUGGCACUAUAGAGCAUGAGUCAGCUGCACUCUGGGUUGCCAGGUUUGGGAACAGAAAGGAUGCUAGACAGACCUCACUGCACAAGGACCGAACCUGCCCCACCUCCCAGGCCAGACUGGGGCCUUACUAGUCUCUCAGCUCUGCCUUGCCCCAGUAGGGCUUCUGUACUUCACCUACCUUCACAUGUCCGAGGGUGUUCUAAAGCCUAGCUCCCUCAUGACUCGCGGAUUUAAAAGGUACAAGGAAGCCUGUGCCCUAAGUCUCAGCCAGUCCGUAGGAAGCAGCCAGCCCCGCAGUGACACUCCUCCUGGAGACCGGAAACCCUGCCUGUUGCCUUUGCACACUGGCCCAGUCUGCAGUGAUGAAGGAAACCAGGGUCCUGUGCUUCUGGGACGUGCUGCAGGAGUGUCAGGUCACACUGUUCAUGCCGCGGGAGUGAUAGGGGACAAGCCUUAGGAGUCCCGUGUCAGAUGCCCUCUGAGGAGCUGACUGGUUGGUACACCACCCACUAAGGCUUCUAACAGCCGUCGUGCCUGCAUUGCCUGCGGUCCCUCAUUGCCAGUUCUAAGUGUCACAGCUUCCCCAGGUCCGUUCAUGCCCAGCGCUGUCCUUCUUCGGUAGCGCUGCACUUCCUUGUCUGUCUACCAUGACUAGGUCCUUCUGAUGCUCCUCAAGUGACACUGCGUGGCUGGCCCACAGCACAGCUCCUGGUUGCCCUGCCUGGGUCUGGGUGAAGCCUUUUCCUGUAAGAUCUCGAUUGUCAGCCCUCCUGGUGGCCCCCACAUCACCCAGACACUUCAGGAGCCCAGCUCUCCAGGCUCCCUCACCAGCGGCCGGCGGCCACACUCAGGGACGCAGCCAACACCACUCUGCUCCACAGUGCUUCAGCAAGGAUGGGCCAGGCUGCAGCAGUCGGGUGGCAGCAGGUUGCAGUCUUGUGCUUUCUGUUAGGAGAAUCUGCACAGGGAGGGCUGCUGACCCCUGCCCUGGCUUGGCCGCACGGUCAGGUCUGGGUCAGUCAGGUCAGGUGGACGCUGGACUGACCGUCUGCAGAGAACACGCCCCACCCUACUGCAGUCUGGGAGGCCACGUGGCAGCCUUCUGAAACGGUGUGGGUUUUUAAACUGUGUUUCUAAUGUAUUCUAAUUUAUUUUGUAAGGUCCUGUUGGAAGUGCUGCUGCUACCCCUAGUCCUCCCCCAGUUUUUACUGCCCAUUUUCCUGUGACAGUUGUACACUAAUGUUCUGUUUUAUGUCAGAAUUGAAAGUAUUUAAAGAAAUGCUAGUUCUAUUUAAUGCAGUUGUGGAACCAGCUGGAAACACAAAAUGUUGACUGUAGAGCAGGCUGGACCCGGGAGGUCAGGUUCAUUUUGUUACAUAUGCAAUAAACUCACAACUUUAUGUUUUU
Grammomys surdaster is the source of this 5346-nucleotide messenger RNA. RefSeq names its product SMAD specific E3 ubiquitin protein ligase 1 (gene Smurf1). The record is from RefSeq and is a predicted model, not a curated record. Gene Ontology annotation, biological process: ubiquitin-dependent protein catabolic process; negative regulation of BMP signaling pathway. The coding region runs from base 270 to 2465 and encodes 731 amino acids. Lineage: Eukaryota; Metazoa; Chordata; Mammalia; Rodentia; Muridae. Gene Ontology annotation, molecular function: protein binding; ubiquitin protein ligase activity. The transcript has 18 exons.